Molecule: messenger RNA, 3120 nt
Organism: Motacilla alba alba
Lineage: Eukaryota; Metazoa; Chordata; Aves; Passeriformes; Motacillidae
Gene: ZIC3
Product: Zic family member 3
Exons: 3
Coding region: 437-1825 (462 amino acids)
Biological process (GO): central nervous system development; regulation of transcription by RNA polymerase II
Cellular component (GO): nucleus
Molecular function (GO): RNA polymerase II cis-regulatory region sequence-specific DNA binding; DNA-binding transcription factor activity, RNA polymerase II-specific
Source: RefSeq, a predicted model, not a curated record
GCGCGCGGCUCCCCAUUGGCGCGGCGCGGCCUGGCCCGGCUCGGUUUAUGUGCGAGGCGCGGACGGGCGCCCCGGCAGUGCCCCGACGGCGCCGAGCGGGAGCGCGGCCGCCCCGCGCCUCCUCGCCCUGCUGCGCCGCCCUGCCCGGCCCGGCGCGGGGGGCGGGUGGCCGAUUUGGGUUUUGUGGUUUUGUUUCUGGGUUUUUUUUUUUUGGUUUUUUUUUUUUUUAUUUUGGUUUUUUUUUGUUUGUUUGUUUGUUUUGUUUUUGGUGUCGGCCGGGGGGUGCUCGCCUCGCUGCCCGCCCGCGGCCGGGACCGCGCCUGCCCGCAGCGGGGGGCGGAGCGGGGGUGCGUUUUGGGGUGGUUUUGUACUUUUUUGGGGGCGGGCGGGAGGAGGGGGGCGGGCAGGCUGCUGCCGCGCCGACGGCCCCGCGCCCAUGACGAUGCUGCUGGACGGAGGGCCGCAGUUCCCGGCGCUGGGGGUGGGCGGCUUUGCGGCGCCCCGCCACCACGAGAUGCCGGGUCGCGACGCCGGCGGCGGCGGCAUGGGGCUGGGCCCCUUCGGGGACUCUUCGCACGCCGCCGCCUUCAAGCUGAACGCGGCCCCGCACGACCUCGCCGCCGGGCAGAGCUCGGCAUUCACGCCGCAGGCGCCGGGCUACGCCAGCGCCCUGGGCCACCACCACCAUCACCACCACCACGCCGGCCAGGUGCCCUCCUACGGCGGGGCCGCCGCCUUCAACUCCACCCGCGACUUUCUGUUCCGCAACCGCGGCUCCGGCAUCGCGGACGCCGCCUCCGGCACGGCGCAGCACGGGCUCUUCGGCGGCUCCCCCGGCGGCUUGCACGGCCCUGGCGGCAUCCCGGACACCCCGGGCUACCUGCUCUUCCCGGGGCUGCACGAGCAGAGCCCGAGCCACACGUCCCCCAACGGGCAUGUGGACAACGGGCAGAUGCACCUGGGGCUGCGCGGGGACCUCUUCGGGCGGCCGGAUCCCUACCGGGCCGUCUCCAGCCCCCGCACGGACCCUUACGCCGGCGCCCAGUUCCACAACUACAACCACAUGAAUAUGAAUAUGGGCAUGAACGUGGCGGCCCACCACCACCACCACCACCACCACGGCCCCGGCGCUUUCUUUCGGUACAUGCGCCAGCCCAUCAAGCAAGAAUUGUCCUGCAAGUGGCUCGACGAGAGCCAGCUCAGCCGGCCCAAGAAAAGCUGCGACAGGACUUUCAGCACCAUGCACGAGCUGGUGACCCAUGUCACCAUGGAGCACGUCGGGGGGCCGGAGCAGAACAACCACAUCUGCUACUGGGACGAGUGUCCGCGGGAAGGCAAGUCCUUCAAGGCGAAAUACAAACUGGUGAACCACAUUCGGGUGCACACGGGGGAAAAGCCCUUCCCGUGCCCCUUCCCGGGCUGCGGCAAGAUCUUUGCCCGCUCCGAGAACCUCAAGAUUCACAAGCGGACGCACACAGGUGAGAAGCCUUUCAAGUGCGAGUUUGAGGGCUGCGACAGGCGCUUCGCCAACAGCAGUGACAGGAAGAAACACAUGCACGUCCACACCUCGGACAAGCCCUACAUCUGCAAGGUGUGCGACAAAUCCUACACCCACCCCAGCUCACUUAGGAAACACAUGAAGGUGCACGAAUCCCAGGGGUCGGACUCUUCCCCUGCAGCCAGCUCGGGGUACGAGUCCUCCACCCCCCCUGCGGUGGGCUCCGCCGGCAGUAAGGACUCCACUAAAACGCCGCCGGCCGCCCUGCAGAGUAACCCCGGCCAUAACCCUGGACUGCCCCCCAAUUUUAAUGAGUGGUAUGUGUGAAGGCAGCUGCUGCCCGGCCACAGACUGGACCAAAUGCAUAGGGAACGAGGAAAAAAAAAGGACAAACCAAGCCAACUGCAGCUCGCUCCCACGGAAAUGGAGUUUCCACACCGACGACCGCUGAGGGCUACACCUACUUAACUGCCAGGAUGCGGAGGGGGGUCUUUUAUUAUUAUAUUAUAAUUAUUACUAUUUUUUUGCAAGCCCAGACGCUGGACUAGCCAUGUCCUUUUCUCAGGAUUAGAUUUCUUUUUUUUUUUUUGUUGUCAUUUUUUUUCAGUCUCAGUCGUUUCUUUGAUUUUCACCCCCCCACCUUGCCUGAGUCUCUCUUCCUCCAAUUCCCCACUUAUUUUAUUUUUCUUAAUUUGUUUUUUUUUUCUUCCUUUCUUUCGGUGGGAUGUUGACAUGAGGAUGAAAAUUCUCCUUCGCCUUAGUGGUGAUUGUUUAAACUUACAGUCUUAAACCGUGCCAAAGUCCUGUUAUGUCUUGAACUUUCCUUUCUAGCUCUCCUGCUGCUUCUUUCUCUGCUCUUCUCUUUCUCCUUCUCUCUCCAAGCAUUACACUUGUGAAUGUAUUCUCGUCUGAUGGGGUCGGUCAGUAUUUUUCAGGAUGAGGAUGUGGUGUUUAUUCUGCCCAGAUUGUGACGUUUAGUAUAACAGUUGCCUUUUUGUAAUAACUUUUUUUGUAAAUACAUACCCAUGAUGCCAUAUUUAUCGUUCGUAAUUUAAUUAUUGAUACAAAGUGCCGGGAACUGAACAAUAUUUAUGGGGGAGAAAAAAUUGUUUUCUAACAAAAAAAUACAAACAAACAAAAAAAAUCCAACUCUGUACAGCUUUUGGUUAUAACUGCUUUAGCAUUAAAAGUUUAUUGUUUUGGAAAGAGCCGUUUUUGACCUCCUCCGGGGCGCGGGGCAGCCGCGGGUGCCGUGGCGGGCCCGGAUGGCGCUGCCAGCGGGGCCGGGCCGUUGUUUCCGAGCCGGCGGUGCCGGGGGAAGCCCCCUCCUCGCCGCCGCUCUCUGCUGUCCCUUUGUCCCCGCCCUUCGCUGCCCCCGAGCUUCCCGAGCGGCGGGGCUCGGGGCACGGCGCCGGCCCGGUGCAGCAGCCCCGACGGGGCGGUCCCGACGGCGAGUAGCGGGUGAGUAGCCGGUGAGUACCGGGCCGAGCGGGGCAGCGCGGGCUGUGCGCCGGGCAGUCGUGCCGGACCGGGCUGCCGACAGCGGGCUGCUUGCCGCGGGGGGCCGGGGCGAGCGAGCGGCGGGCGGGACUGUCUCCGUUAUCGUCUGCUUUGUUUUGUUC